Molecule: messenger RNA, 2059 nt
Organism: Etheostoma spectabile (orangethroat darter)
Lineage: Eukaryota; Metazoa; Chordata; Actinopteri; Perciformes; Percidae
Product: transcription factor jun-D
Exons: 1
Coding region: 272-1213 (313 amino acids)
Biological process (GO): regulation of transcription by RNA polymerase II; regulation of cell cycle; regulation of cell population proliferation
Cellular component (GO): transcription regulator complex
Molecular function (GO): RNA polymerase II cis-regulatory region sequence-specific DNA binding; transcription factor binding; DNA-binding transcription factor activity, RNA polymerase II-specific
Source: RefSeq, a predicted model, not a curated record
UGGAAUUUUUAGGGCUAGAAAGCGAGCGAGGUCUGGCGCUGCGCAUAGCAGUCGUGCCAUCGGGAAAAGACAAUAUCAUCCGCGCGCAGAAGAGACACAUCAGAGCCCCUCGGGCACAACAGCGCAAGUGGUCGUCUGAUAUAGUGAUACACUAGAAGAAGGGGAUACGGAAAUAGGAUCGCAUAAGAAGAAUAAGGAUCAGCUGAUUUCCUCAUGUUUGGAUAUGUCGCUAAUGCGUAACGCUCAACACUCCCUCAUGUGAGGGUGUAGAAUGGAAACAACCCUCUACCCAGGCACCGUGGUGAACACUCCGAGGGUCUCCAGCAUCUAUUCCCAGAGCACGAUGAUGAAGAAGGACAUUAAUCUGAACCUGGACGACCACAACUCCGAGCUCAAAUCCAACCCGCUCCGGGACGCAGACGGACUCCUCAACUCCCCAGACCUGGGGCUCUUGAAACUAACCUCUCCGGACCUGGAGCGCCUUAUUAUCCAGUCCAACGGGCUGGUCACCACCGCCAACCCGGCCUCCCACUUCCUCUACCCGAAGUCAGCCAGCGACGAGCAGGAGUUUGCGGAAGGUUUCGUCAAGGCGCUGGAGGAUCUCCACAAGCAGAACCAGCUGAGCGAGGCGGGCUGCGUCUCCGUGGACAGACUGGAGCUCCUCGGAUCAGCCAACGCAGUCAGCUCCGUCGGGCUUCAGACAUCAGACCUUCCCGUCUACACUACUUUGAACGGCUAUGCGACCAGUCCACUCGGAGCCUCCUCUAUCAACUACUCCACGGACACCAUCCCCUUCCCGCCGCCUCCGUCUCAUCUGGCCAGCGCGCAGCAGCAGGCGGCCGCUGCGGCGGCGGCUCUGUCACGACUCCAUUCUGCCGGGUCGGUGAAGGACGAGCCUCAGACUGUACCGGACAUGCAGAGCUUCGGAGGAGACAGCCCCCCUCUGUCUCCCAUUGACAUGGACAACCAGGAGCGCAUCAAGGCGGAGAGGAAAAAGCUGCGCAACAGGAUAGCCGCAUCUAAAUGCCGCAAGAGAAAACUGGAGAGGAUCUCUCGGCUGGAGGACAAGGUCAAGAGCCUGAAAACGCAGAAUACCGAGCUGGCCUCCACAGCCAGCGUCCUCAGGGAGCAAGUGGCCCAGCUGAAGCAGAAGGUGAUGAACCAUGUCAGCAGCGGAUGCCAGCUUUUACCAAACCAGGUCCAGGCGUACUAAAUCCAAGUGAUGGUGCUAUUCAUUACUUCAUGGAAGGUUAUACAGCUCUAAAUUUUACUCUGUGGAUACAGGCCUGUAUUAUGAGGAACAUUUACCGUUUGUAACACAAAAUCCUUUAUCAGAGACUUGAUGUGAGGCCAUAGUAAAUGCACCUCCAGAAAAAGCCUGUAGCCUAACUGAGAAACUAACCAGACAUUUGCACUGCCCAGUGCGAUGAGCAGGCCUUGAUGAGAGCUGCAGGUCUACUGGAAUAAUGGCAGCUUAACCAGCAGCAGGUGUGGGCUGGAGCCUCUUCAGAUCCAUGAAAAACUGGCAGUGUUAAGCAGAAAGCAGACUUAUUUUGUUGCCGUCAUUUUUUGGGGGAAGCCAUGUAGCAAACUGCUAUCCAGUGGACCGGUGCAGGAUAUGUAUGUAUGUGUGUGUGUGUGUGUGUGUGUGUGUGUGUGUGUGUGUGUGUGUGUGUGUGUGUGUAUGUAUAAACUGGACAAUCUCAACAAGAGUGUAACCAAACCCCAGGGUGUCACCAAGUGCUGUCACCCACUGUGUAAUAUAAUGCCUUACUUGUUUACAAGCACUUAGCAAUGACAAAUAUAUAUUUUAUUUACUGGAACAUUUCUUAUUUUACAUAUGGUCUUACUUUGUCUUUUUGCAAAAAUGAACACUGCAUGUCUUGUCACUUUUGUGUACAGUAACUAUUGUAUUUUUUAUUAUGGUGGCUGCUGUGUAGUUCUUCAGUUGCCAAAGUUCAUUGAAUGUAUGUGUACGUGCUGAGAAACCCUAUCUAUUCAUGUUUAAUGGACUUUCAAGUCUCUACCUGACAUUUAUUAAAUUCACUACAUUACUAAA